CAAGAUUAAUGGAAAAAUUUUGGUCCAAAGCAAACAAAUCCUGACUUGUGCAAACCCAAUUUGCUUUUGGUCACAAAUAACGCGACCGGUAAGUAGGUACCUGUAACCUAAGUUUAACAGCCUGAAAUGCAACUAGACCUUAGUUCAAGUUUGCGAAAAACUGAAACCGUGGACAUUCAAGGCGCAUGUGUCACUGGAAAAAUAGAUUACGCAUGCGCUGUGAAAUUUCAAAGAUGGCGGAAAGAGCCCGGCUCUAAACUCAUUGUAGUGAGUUAACUGUGUAAUAAAUAAAAAUAUCCGUAAUAAUUUAUCAGGAAAAAGAAUUAAGUAAGCACUAUUGAAGUUCGGAAUUCGAAUACAGAGCGUUUUUUUUUGAAAGAUGGGUAUUUUUAAUGCAUAGAUGGCUAAUUCCAUCCGCUUAGGUUUUUGGUUGUUGACAGAUCAGUUGCAAAUCAGUGAAGAUGAGUGACUGCAAUAUAUUACGCGAGUUAAUUGUGUUUUCUAGAUUUUAUUGUAAAACCAGGCUACAAUAAUUCUUGAAUAACUUUUUGAGAUAAGCAAGAUGAACAACGAGGAUGGGAUAUUAUAUCUAGAACAUUGGAAUUUGUGUCGCCUAGGCCUUUUAAAAUGAUUACGGCUACAUGAGAAACAAAAAUUUCGUGAAUAAUUGAAUUAUUAUUGAAGUAAGACAAAAAAUGUACCCACGUGCAUACCCCUGAAUUCAAAUAUGGAAAAGAAUAAGAAAAAGAAUACCGUCAAUGGAAAAUAUAAGAAAAACGGAAAGACAGACAACUAUGACGACAUCGUCACAACCUGUUGUUUGUGUGUUAAAACUAAAAAGAGCAAGAAGAAAAGUUUGAUUGCUGGAUGUAUCACGAACUUAGGAAUAUUUAUAAUUCUUCUAAUAUACACUUUAGUGGGAGCAUUUAUAUUUCUAGCCAUCGAAGGUAGCGCUGCUAAAGUGCACCAAAAGACGCUCGCUACAACUUCUUAUCAUGCAAACGAAUACAAAAAAUCCAAUACUGUUCCUAAAGUUAAUAGCAGUAUUGCACAAGUAAGUGCUGAAUUGAGAUCACAAACAGUUGAAAGUAUCUGGGAAAUAACGGUUUCUUUGAAUAUUCUCUACAAGGAAAAUUGGACAAGACUUGCUGCUCAAGAAAUCGCUAGAUUUCAAGAAAAACUAGUUGCGAGGGUUGCUGCCGAUGUAUCAGAACAAUACGGAGGGGCAAGAGCAUUGGAAUCUGCACCAGCUUUAGUCACCGAUGAUUAUGAAUGGAAUUUUGCAAAAGCGUUUCUUUACUCCUUGACGGUUCUAACUACCAUAGGUUACGGUAGUGUGGCCCCAAAAACUGCUUUAGGUAAAGCAGUUACAAUUGGAUAUGCUGUGAUAGGCAUACCGCUAACACUUCUCUACCUAUCCGUUGUAGGAGCUCUCCUAUCAAGACUUGCUCGGAGUGUGUUCAGUCGAGCGUUAUGCUGUUGUCUUUGCUCUAAAUGUGGCUACUGCUGUCUCGACGAAAGAACCAUCGCUGUUAAGGAUCACAAAGAUAAAAUGAGGCGACAGGAUGAUUACAGAACACAAACAUUGCAUUUGCAGGAACCCUAUUACGUUCGUUCACCAUCAGGUACCAUUAUAUCUGCGUCUCAAGCUAACAGUCUCAGUACAAACUCCAUUAAAGACAAAACUACCGGACUAAACUUUCUACGCGACUGCGAUUCCAUGAGCUGUGCUGACACAGAUUCUAAAGUAUCACUGCGUGGAUUUUCUAUUCUGGCACCGAUUUCUUUGUGUCUAACGGCCAUUUUUACUUACAUUUUCUUCGGUGCUCUUGUUUUAUACCAAUUGGAGGGAUGGAGUCCUAUCGACGGUGUUUAUUUCUGCUUUAUGAGCCUCAGCACUAUUGGUUUUGGACACUUAGCUCCUGGAUUGACUCAAAAAAAUGGCGCAUCGUCGGGCACUGUUUGGUUUUGCUCCAUUUACAUAAUGACUGGUUUGGCUUUGACGGCGAUGUGUUUCAACGUUCUUCACGAUGAAAUAGUUCACCGAUUAAGGCAUCACGAGAAGAUACUGAAAGGAAAUACUCAGAAGAUUUUGACCCCGGAAUUCUUGCAGAGAUCUUGACGAGACGAAAGUGGCAAUUUCACAGAAGAGACUGCUAUGAAUUCUGAAGCGGAAUCCCUACCAGAAGUACUGCAUCAUGUUCCGACUCCUAGAUAUGAUGGUGGCGCGAUACGUCGAUCUGUCUAUACUUUAAAGGAAGAAAAAGAACCAGAAAAGCCAAAUCAAAUGUAAUAUCCAAAAUUCUUUUGGAAUUUAACUUUUAACAUCUAGAUUUGAAAGGAAUGAAUGAACUGUAGAAAUAAUAGAAAUUAUUCUGAUAAAAUAAUACUCGUUUACUAAAUAAAAUGACUGAAGUGUUUGUUACUUACGUUAUUUAGGUAAAUAUAGUGCCAAAUUAGGCAGGUCUCAGUUGAUUGACUAGAGCUGUGGAUCCUCUAGUAAUUGUAUAAACCUAUAUGAAUAGGAGAUUAAUAUAUAAAAAUAAUAUUUAAAUAAGUGUUAUAUGAAUACGUAUAUAAUAUAUCAUUUUUUGUACUAUACUCGAUUUAUUAAAUACAAUGGAAUUGGGUUGAUGUAACUACAAAUGUCAAAUAGAAAUAUAUAUACGUAUACGUUUAUAAUAUACCUCUUAUCGGCUUUAAAGCUGUGAAAAUCUGGAUAUUCAUAAGAUUGCAAAAAGUCAAUGUACCUUAGGCCCGACAUCCACCAAAGCGAAGAUAUAUUCAGUCUAGCAGACCAAUCAGAUUCUCAAUAGGUGAUGUAAAAAAAACAUCACAGCAUCUCUCAAAAAUUUAUUUGGUCUACUUAAACACAUCUCCACUCCGCUCAUGUUAGUGGAUGUCAAGUCUUUUUAUCAAAAAAAAUUUUUUUUUUCUUUAUAAUGGAUAUUACUCAUAGAGGAAUUGAUAAAUAUAUUUAUGUUUGUCAGAGAGUUAUUGAUAAUUAUUAUAAUCAAACUACUUCUGUGAAACUUUUUCGCAAGAGUAGUUUAGUUCGUACAAAGUGUGAAUUUUAACAUCUACCUAAUAUUUAAGGACCUAAAGUCAUUUUGUGCAAUUGUAUGAAGUGUAAAGAUAAUAAAACAUUUUUAUCAAAUAAAAAGUUUUCUUUUGCUGU
Molecule: messenger RNA, 3178 nt
Organism: Maniola jurtina (meadow brown)
Lineage: Eukaryota; Metazoa; Arthropoda; Insecta; Lepidoptera; Nymphalidae
Product: potassium channel subfamily K member 18-like
Exons: 3
Coding region: 728-2122 (464 amino acids)
Biological process (GO): stabilization of membrane potential; potassium ion transmembrane transport
Cellular component (GO): membrane
Molecular function (GO): potassium ion leak channel activity
Source: RefSeq, a predicted model, not a curated record